GAAUCUGCAGUCAGAGAGCAUGGUAUCAGCGAAAGAGAAGGCAUCACCACUUGUGCAGAGUCCCAGAAACCGUUUGAGUUUCACUGGACCGCAAGCCUACCGCACGUCAUCCCCUCGGUUGGCCGAAUCCUUCGGCUGGGCGCUGGGCAUGACUCUCUUCAAGCAGUCCUCGCUUCGUCUGCGUGCAGACGCGACGUUUCUAUAACCCGAGGACAAGACGAGUAAUCAGCUGGCAGUCCUGCCGGGCUGUGUAGGGCAGCAACCGAAUAACCUACACCCGAGCAUGGAUUAUAGUCCGCAAACCUGGGACGCGUCUUUUGGAUAUGGGAGACGAGCUCGCUUUCAUCAGCUAUUCCACUGAGCGGCACGUCGAUGCAGGAACCCUUAGCCGCAUUCGCUCGCACGCACAACAAUCUGUGCAAGACCAGAAGUGGUCUCAGAAGGCGAAGAAGGCGAAGAAAGAUGCUUCUGCAAACGCAGCACAAGAUGCUGCCAACCAACCUUCCCGGCCUGAGUUCUUACAGCUUAUCUUUGAUAAGAAGUCCGGAAAAGAGGUCAAGAGGCCAACGACCACGCGGCACCAGUCUUCCAAGUCGGUAGCACGGCGGAAGAAGGCUAAUGAUGAGAUUGAGCGACGCGUUGUGAAGCGCGAGUCACAUUCUCUCAGUGCGUCUCCGGCCGAGAGACCAGAUCCGUUUGCUGCCUUUCCUGUUGAGAUCGACGAGAGGUUUAUGGAUCUCUUUUAUGGUUACUCUCGGAGUUGGAAAUGGCAGAAUCAAGAUCACACCUACCUUUUCAAAGAAACGAUGUGGAGCCCAGUACUGGCGCAUAGCUUUCUCGCCAUCGCCAACCAUGUCUGGGCACAAGAUGAAGCUCGAAGCAUACUCCACGAGGACCAAACCAUGAUGCACAUUUCGCAACAGCUCCCUCAACUUGACCGGCUUGCCCCUGAGGCUCGAAGCGAAAUGGCAUGUGCUCUAAUGUGGUCUAUUAUUCGGCUCGCCACGAUGAAAGUCAAUUCUGGUCAGCUGGACGAAUCAAUGAUGCAUCUUAAUGCUUUGGCGUUGAUUGAUCGAGAAGAUUGGGAGCACAGCAAAUUCGCGCCGCAUUAUCAAUCGGCAAUGGCGAGUCUGCUUCUCGCGAACUUCCAUCAAGCUGGAAAGGUGAAGCCGCUUCUGCAUAUGCCGUUUGGACCGAUGGCGACGAACGCUGUGGAUGAUGUGGAAGCUGAUGGAUAUGAGGUACCGGACGCAGCAUUAAUGCUUCAAUGGGAACUCUCUGGAUUUGUACCUCCAAGAGUUACUGACGCUCUUCUUGGCUUGACAGCACUGUACAACAUCUGCGACGCAGAGGGUGGCGCGAAGGACGAAUCUGUGCCACAUAUGCAUUCGGGCAAGAAGGCUAGUCAGGCUGUCAAGAUUGCACUUCGCCUCGCGCGAUAUUCUACGCCUGCUUCGAGCCCGGCAGAUGUGGGCUAUGACUGGAUAGCGGAUUUUCAGGAAUGCGUUCGCUUGACCGGACUGCUCUGGACAUGGACCUUCGGCCGCAAAGUCCUUCAGAACACGGAAGCGAUCGUUUCCACUCAGAAGCACAUCUCCGCAACGCUAACGCCCGCACUGCUGCGAAAAGUGCUUGACGAGUGCGGCAACACGAAGGCCAUGAGCGAUCUGCUUGUCUGGAUGUUGAUUGUCUGCGGCUCAGCCACGUCUUCGAUCAGAGGUCGACAGGAAUAUGCGAACCUGGUGCGAGCUAUCUUGCCAGGAGCCACCAGUACCUCUUAUGGUCAGAUCAGACUUUUGGGAACCAAGUUGCCAUGGAUUGAGCUUUCGAGUGAUUCGCCUACUGAGGACUUUUGGCAUUUGGUGAGUUCGGAAAGCUCGGUGGCGGAGGUCGACGACACUCCGGAAGAGGAUAGUAAUGCGGCUCCGCCAUUGCUUGGUUAUGCCACUUUGGUCUCGAGGUCACGGAAUUCUCCGCCUGAGAACGGAUGAGGCUGAGGCCAUGGAACAUGCUCAGUGAAAGAGAUGCGAUACCGUGAGGGCCAGAUGGUCGCGCCAGCCAGCUUCGCUCCAACUGAAUGAGAUAUUUUGGAGACCAAGGUUUUCGGACUCCGACACUACCAGGCAGAUGAAGCUCGUGGAUCUGCAUAGGCGGGCAAGAACCAUGCUGUCGUUCGCCAGAAUCAUGACCUGUGGUUUGCUAGCCCGAUUGGGGGAUGCUGGGCGGCUCAGGAUACGAACAGUCGCGAAUUACGGGCUUCAUACCCGCGAUCCAGAUGGCAGUGACAGGCAUAUCAUACCACACAGAUGUUCUGGUGAUUGACGAAUUACAUCCAACAACAAGGAUCACCACACCAAUAGAAGAAGGAGCAGGCCAGAUCUUGAUGCCAGAUGCAAAUGCUGAAAGACAGGGUAUGGAAAUAUCAUAGACAGCAUAAAGUAUUGACUCUGAAGUACGCAAAUUGUGAAUGCAAUAGAGCUGCUUGAUUC
Cercospora beticola is the source of this 2489-nucleotide messenger RNA. RefSeq lists its product as uncharacterized. The record is from RefSeq and is a predicted model, not a curated record. NCBI's taxonomy places the organism in Eukaryota, Fungi, Ascomycota, Dothideomycetes, Mycosphaerellales, Mycosphaerellaceae.